GGUCCAAUUAGCAACCGAAAAAGCGACUGGGAAGAAGUACGCCAUCAAAAUAUUAGAGAAAGCACAUGUUGUGAAGGAGAAGAAGGUCAAAUAUGUCAAUCUGGAGAAAAAUGUGUUUGAGAAGCUCAACAGCCAUCCCAGUUUCGUUAAACUGUACUACACUUUCCAUGACGCGCGGAGACUAUACUACGUAUUAAGCUACGCUGAGAAUGGAGAGCUCUUGCACUACAUCCGCAAACUGGGCUCCUUCGAUCAGAAGUGUGCGCAACACUACACGGCCGAGAUGGUGCUCGCACUGGAGUACAUGCAUUCUCAGGGCAUCAUCCACCGGGACUUCAAGCCUGAAAACAUACUAUUAGGUGCCGACAUGCAUCUCCAAAUCACGGAUUUUGGGACUGCGAAAAUCCUGCUACAGCCACAACCCCCCGCGGAUUCCAGGAGCAAUGCUGGACGGGAUUCCUCUGGUUCGACGCUUUCAGUUACCAGUGCAACCUCAGACACUCUCUCAGAGGAAGGCGCGCGCAAGUACGAACCAAAGGUCAUUGUGGCCCCCACUGCCGAAGUCGAUGCCAUUAACAGGAGAUCAUCGUUCGUAGGAACCGCAGAAUACGUCUCACCAGAAUUGCUGAAAAAUAAGCAGACGUCCAUGGCUAGUGAUCUGUGGGCGCUCGGGUGUAUUGUAUAUCAAAUCAUUGCUGGUCGGCCCCCUUUCAAAGGCGUGACUGAAUACCAAACCUUCAAUCUCGUGAGCAAUGCAUGUUUCGACUUUCCACAGCAUUUCCCGAUCGCAGCGAGACGACUGAUCAAAGAACUUUUGGUGAUUGACCCGCACCAACGCUUGGGAUGUCCCGAGAUGGGAGGUUAUGCAGAACUUAAGAAGGACCCUUUCUUCGACGGUGUGGAAUGGGAUAAAGUACUGACCAUGCAGCCCCCUGAACUCAGACCCUAUCUACCGGCUGCUGGCGAUGGAGUGGAGAUGACAUCCAACAUGAAUGUUGGUCCAGAUGGGCAUAUCGCGCACACGUCCGUGAUUCUGCCUUUAGACCCGUGCGAAUGCGGUGACUUGAGGAAUGAUAUAAUUGAUGAGGAGAUAUCACUCAAGGAGCGCAGAUGCAGCAAUCGCAGUGAGCGGAGUGAUGACUUGGCGAAUCUCGUCAACGCUCAGCUGAACAUAGGAGAUGUCAUCCCCGCCACACCUCUACCCGCAGAGGAGGACUUCUCAGAAUGGAAUUACCUACUACAACCGGGUGAGAAAAUUAUCCUGUGCGGUGCGGUUAAGAAACGAAGGGGGCUCUUCUAUGUCUCUCGAGUGGGCAUACUAACGGACGCUCCACGCAUCAUGUUCAUUGGCCUGAACGAUAAGAAGCUCAAGGGCGAAAUCGACUGGAAGAAGAACGGCGACUGGCGCCCGGAACUCAAGAACAACAAGACAUUCUUCUUACACACUCCACGACACACGUACUACAUAGACGAUAUGAAUAGCAGGGCAUCUGCAUGGGUGCACCGAAUUAAUGAACAAGCUCAACUAAAACGCUAAAAAAUGACUGAGCAAAGCUAUCUUUUUCAAUAAAAAAAGUACGCAAGAAUCAGCAAUGAUAUCUUAAGCAGCGCGACUAUGCCAUGCCCGCAGCUCUAUAGCCGUGGCGUG
Sphaeroforma arctica JP610 is the source of this 1648-nucleotide messenger RNA. Its product is annotated as AGC/PDK1 protein kinase. The record is from RefSeq and is a predicted model, not a curated record. Gene Ontology annotation, molecular function: protein serine/threonine kinase activity; ATP binding. NCBI's taxonomy places the organism in Eukaryota, Ichthyosporea, Ichthyophonida. The transcript is spliced from 13 exons. The annotation marks the transcript as partial. Gene Ontology annotation, biological process: peptidyl-serine phosphorylation; intracellular signal transduction.